CUGUACGUCGCGAUCACCAGGCUGGACGACAGCUGCAUAGGCGAGAAGGAGCGGGGCGAAGUCUGCGAGCACCAGUUCAUUCGUGCUUUUGACGUAGCCGCAGACGGCUCCCUGUCCAACAACCGCGUGUUUGCCACCAUGUAUUCCGACGAAGACGGAGUGCCCGAUGGAAUGAAAGUGGACGCGGAGGGACGCGUCUACUGCACAGGUCCGGGCGGGUGCUGGGUGUUCGACGCGGCUGGCAAUCAGCUGGGUGUCAUACGUUUGCCUGAGAUUCCGGCCAACUGCGCAUGGGGAGGCGAGGACAACCGCACAAUGCUGUUCACCGCCCGCACAUCAGUCUACUCCCUGAGAAUGACGACGCCCGGCACAACCAUCCCCACGCAGUAG
Messenger RNA from Geodia barretti, 390 nucleotides. NCBI's taxonomy places the organism in Eukaryota, Metazoa, Porifera, Demospongiae, Tetractinellida, Geodiidae. The record is from the annotation of a GenBank genome assembly.